AUGGUGGAGAAUGAGUGCCAUACCAUGUUGGAAGACCGAUUAUCACAAUUACCUGAUCAUCUAAUACAUCAUAUUUUCUCAUUCAUUCCCACAAUAUAUUUAGUCCGAAUGAGUUUUCUUUCCAAGCGUUGGAGACAUUUGUGGGUUUCUACUCCUUUUUUAUAUUUUGAAGACUUCAGUACUAGCAUUUUCGACAGGAAGGUUAGGAAUCAGGAUAGGGUCUUAAAGUUUGUAACUGAUUAUGUGACACAUCGCAAGCUAUGCAUGAAAACUCCAAAUAGUUUCAUAGUAAGUUUUAAGUGUGACUUGUUUUAUAGUUUGGCAAGCAGCAACGAAGCUAUUAGACGAGUACAUGAUUGGUUAAACUUUGUUGUUGAAUGUAAACCAAAGGAGUUAGAUCUCCAUCUCAAGAAUUAUGUUUUACCUCAGUGCAUUCUUAAUGCAAGUUCAUUAACUAUUCUGAAGUUGACUGACAUGGAUUUGUUUGUCCCUUCUCUUUCAACCUUUCCCUCUUUGAAAUAUCUGGCUUUGGUGUGUGUGAAAUCCGAUGCUAAGUCACUUCAAAAUCUUAUUUCUGGAUGCCCUAUUAUUGAAGAAUUGUAUUUAUCAGGCUCUGAUAUCGGACAUUUAGAUUUUGCUGUUAGUAAAACACUUAGAAGUCUCUCAUUAUUGUUUGUGGAUCUUACUAGUCAAUGGCUUGAUUCCCUAUUUUCUAGACUUCCUCUGCUUGAGAGAUUGUUUUUCAGUUCCUAUAAGUUGUUGAACAAUAUUAGAAUCUGUAGUCAUAGCCUGAAAUAUGUUUUCCUUGAGUAUUAUUUUCCCAACGAGGCUGCUCUUACAACACCAAAUUUAGUUGGCUUGCGCAUCGUUUGUCAAUCCUGGUCAAAAAUUUCUGUUGAAGCUCCCAAUCUGUUAGAAGUCAAUUUGAUCCUCUUCGAUGAAGGACCGACGAAAGAUUCAUAUAUUGAUCGUGUACAUCUUCUUUCAAAUCUGAAUUCCUGGAAGAUGGUGCUGACAAUUUACAAAGAUGAGGUUCUCAUAUUUCCAAAACAAGUAAGACAGAAGUACCCUUCUCCUAUGCCUAAUCUGAAGCAUUUGAAGGUGAUGAGGUUUAAUGGUACUAGCUUUACUAAAAUUGGAGAAAUGAGGGAUUCUUUGCUUUGGUGUGCACCUUCUUUGGAGAGUCUUGAAAUAGGAAGAGACGGUACUUAGAAGGAUAGUAGUUGGGUUUUUUAACUUUAUGUAAAGAGAAUGAGGCACUAGGCAACGCAUACAAACUGCUAUGUAUUUUAUAUUUUUUUCGAACGAAAUUAUUCUAACCA
This is a messenger RNA of Ziziphus jujuba (common jujube), 1322 nucleotides long. Its product is annotated as F-box/LRR-repeat protein At1g55660-like. NCBI's taxonomy places the organism in Eukaryota, Viridiplantae, Streptophyta, Magnoliopsida, Rosales, Rhamnaceae. The transcript is spliced from 3 exons. Gene Ontology annotation, molecular function: protein binding. The coding region runs from base 1 to 1212 and encodes 403 amino acids. The record is from RefSeq and is a predicted model, not a curated record.